Molecule: messenger RNA, 459 nt
Organism: Helianthus annuus (common sunflower)
Lineage: Eukaryota; Viridiplantae; Streptophyta; Magnoliopsida; Asterales; Asteraceae
Exons: 2
Coding region: 101-457 (118 amino acids)
Source: RefSeq, a predicted model, not a curated record
AAAAUAACUCCCCAACUUUUUAUUAUAUAUACAUGUUCCAAAACCUCAUCUUCAAACACGGUUUAGAUUUCUUAAACCUAUUGAAAUAUUAGUUUUCAAUAUGGAACCUCAAAACAUAACCAUGUUGAACAAUCUCAAUCCUUUGUCAAACAACUACACGCUCAAGUUGAAGAUCAUUUCCCUUUGGAGGAAAAUGAUGCACGGCCGUCCGACUGAAACUUAUCGUGUCGACAUGAUAUGUAUGGAUGAAGAGGGUCACCAGAUUCAGGCUAGCUGUAUGCAUAGGAUUUUUCCAAGGCUUAAGGACCACUUCUUCAAGCUGGAUGAAUGUCUUCUGAUAACCAGACCAUCACUUGCACCCAACAAUACAACCUACAACUACACCAAAAAUAAUCAGAAGUUAACUUUCAGAUUUUUCACCCAGAUUAAAAAAAAGUCAAGAUUGGAACGGGCCUAAGU